This is a messenger RNA of Phoenix dactylifera (date palm), 1771 nucleotides long. Its product is annotated as Exostosin family protein. NCBI's taxonomy places the organism in Eukaryota, Viridiplantae, Streptophyta, Magnoliopsida, Arecales, Arecaceae. Gene Ontology annotation, molecular function: glycosyltransferase activity. The record is from RefSeq and is a predicted model, not a curated record.
UCCUACAAAACUGUAAACGGAAAGGGAAACAGGUUAGUAAAUAAAUCAAUUGAUCGAAACAAGAACCGGAGAAGAGAGAUCCUAAAUCGUCCACUUCCAAUUUUAGGAACGGCGGCCGAAAAGAAAUAACAAGAUUCUGCUUUCCUCCCUUCCCCUCUGUCCCGUUCGCAUCCAUGGCUCGCCCCACCCUUCUCGUCCUCUCUAUUCUCCUCCUCGUCCCUUACCAAGCCAAAUCCCGAUUCUCCCCCAAAACCGGCGGCGGCCUUCCGUUAUUAGAAAAGGGGGAGGAAGUCCUUGCAGGAGAAGAGGGAGCAGAAGCGCAGCGGCAGCGGCGGCGGGCGGAGUGCGAGGGGCGGUGGAUCCACAUCCGCGACCUCCCGCCGCGGUUCAACACCGACCUCCUCCGAUCCUGCAACGCCUUCCCCCUCUACGACGACGGCGACUUCUGCCCCUAUCUCGCCAACCACGGCCUCGGCCCCCGCACCCACAACCGCUCCCGGAGCUGGUACCGCACCGACCCCCACAUGCUCGAGCCCUUCUUCCACCGCCGCCUCCUCGAGUACCCGUGCCUCACCCCCGACCCCGCCCGCGCCGAUGCCGUCUUCCUCCCCUAUUACGCCUCCCUCGACUCCCUCCCCUUCCUCUACAACCCGGCGCUCUUCAACUCCAGCGCCCUCCACGGCCGCGACCUCGCCGACUUGCUUCGCCGCGACAGCCCCGCCGUCUCGGCACGCCGCGGCGGCCACGACCACUUCCUCGUCCUCGCCCGCCCCGCCUGGGACUACUCCCAGGAACCCGACGCCGACCCCCCGCUGUGGGGCACCUCCUUCCUCCACCUCCCCGACUUCCUCAACGUCACGGUGCUCGCCCUCGAGGCCCGCCCCUGGCCCUGGCAGGAGCGCGCCGUACCCCAUCCCACCUCCUUCCACCCGGCCACCCUCGCCCGCCUCGACGCCUGGCUCGCCCGCGCCCGCCGCGCCCGCCGCACCACCCUCAUGCUCUUCGCCGGCGGUGGCGGCGGGGGCGCCCCCAACAUCCGGGGGAGCAUCCGGGCCGAGUGCGAGAACCGGACCGACCUCUGCGAGGUGGUGGACUGCUCCGAUGGGUCCUGCGCCCACGACCCGAUCCGGUUCAUGCGGCCGAUGCUCCGGUCCAGCUUCUGCCUCCAGCCGCCCGGCGACACGCCGACCCGGCGGUCGACCUUCGACGGGAUCCUGGCGGGGUGCAUCCCGGUGUUCUUCGAGGAGAUCGGGGCGCGGGCGCAGUACGGGUGGCACCUGCCCAAGGACCGGUUCGAGGAGUUCUCGGUGUUCAUCCCGAAGGAAGAGGUGGUGUUCGGCGGGGUCCGGAUCGGCGACGUGCUGGAGUCGAUACCGCCGGCGGAGGUGCGGCGGAUGCGGGAGCGUGUACUGGAGCUGGCGCCCAGGGUGAUGUACCGGCGGCACGGCAGCUCGGCGGGGCUGCGGGCGAGGAAGGACGCCGUGGAUCUGGCCAUCGACGGGGUGCUAAGGACGGUCCGCCACCGGGUGCGGGCGCUCGAGGAUGGCGAUCCGGAUCUUCUCAUCUACGAUGACGACGGCGAUGACCACCACCACCACCACCACCUGUCUUAGGAUGUACGGUCACAGAUUUUGUCCUUGUUCGUUAUAUCAAUUAAGCAAACAAACUGAAUUAGAAAUGAAGUGAACUAUUAUUACCUUUCUUGUUAUACGAGAAAAAGCUAUGGAUACUUGAUCUCUUAUAGUAAGCAGGUUUCAGAAUAAUUCGUAAC